This is a messenger RNA of Scophthalmus maximus (turbot), 3190 nucleotides long. It is a transcript of the gene b3galt8, whose product is annotated as beta-1,3-galactosyltransferase 8. The transcript has a single exon. The record is from RefSeq and is a predicted model, not a curated record. Gene Ontology annotation, molecular function: N-acetyl-beta-D-glucosaminide beta-(1,3)-galactosyltransferase activity. Lineage: Eukaryota; Metazoa; Chordata; Actinopteri; Pleuronectiformes; Scophthalmidae. Gene Ontology annotation, cellular component: membrane. Bases 222 to 1181 code for a protein of 319 amino acids.
UCGGCGGCAGACGUCGGGUCCCUGCUCCGCCCUGCUGGGAGCGGCCGGUGGCCCCGCCCCCUCCUCCUCCUGCCCCGCCCCCCCUCGGAGGACGCGGCGGCAUGACUUCCUGGAUCUCGCGCGCUGCUCCCGGUGUGUCGGACCUUUGAAUCGCGAGCCGAAGGGGCCGAGACGCGCUGGUGGAACGAAACGAAAGAAGACGUUUCCUCACUCGGGAGGCGAUGAGGACCCCUCACUCCUGGAGGUUGGUCAAGUUGCUCGCCGUCUCCUCUGUGCUCGUCCUGACCGCCCAGUUCCUGGUGAGCACCCGGACUCAACACCCAGCGAAGCCGGACGGCCUCACGGUGCAGCGGGGCGGAGCGCUGUCCCCUCACACGUACCACUACACCCUCGACCAGCCCGCGGUGUGCAGGCACAGAAGACCCUUCCUGGUGUUCAUGGUCCCAGUUGCCCCUCAGGAGGCUGCAGCCAGGGAGGCCGUCCGGACCACAUGGGGCGCCCCGGGUCAGGACACCCUCACCCUCUUCUUCACAGGGCUUCCGGAGGGGCCCCGGGUGUCCAGCAUCCAGGACAAGCUGGAGGACGAGAGUGGGACGCACGCGGACAUCGUCCAGAUGAACUUCCGGGACAGCUACCAGAAUCUGACCAUCAAGACCGUUCUGAUGAUGAACUGGGUGGCGACCCACUGCCCCAACGCCACCUACGUCAUGAAGGUGGACGCUGACAUCUUUGUGAACGUGUUCCACCUGCUCGGGUGGCUGAGGAGCGCCCCGCGCCGGGGCUUAAUCACGGGCUCGGUGAUAAGCGACGGCAGGCCGCGGAGAGACAACAGCAGUAAGUGGUACGUGUCCGUGGAGCAGUUCCCCGAGGACCGCUUCCCCCGGUACGUGUCCGGGGCUGGGUACGUCCUGUCCGCGGACCUGGCCGGUCGGAUCUCCUGGGCGUCCCGGUUCGUCCGCAUGAUCUCCAUGGAGGACGUCUACGUGGGGUUAUGCCUGCGGGUGCUGGGGGUCCGGCCCGUGUAUUCCUUCAGCCUGCUCCCCCCCAGGAAUCUGUUUGAAAUCAGAGACCUGGCGUACGACAGGUGUGCCUUCGCCAAACUCAUCAUUGUCAACGGGUUCAAGCCGUCCAAGCUGCUGCAUGCGUGGCGGGACUUCUCCAAAGACCACGGCAGCUGCUGACGGUGCCUCAGACCGACGUAAGAACUUCACGCAAAUGUUGGAAGUGGACGAAACCAGUGACCUGCUGAAAAGGAGAGGAAGUCAUUAGACACACAGCAGACAGUGUGGAUGUUCAGGUCGAAGGGUGACGGGGUCAUAGGUCACCUCUAAACUUCAGCUCUAAGCGACCUCAGGAUGAGAGCGGCCUCUCUGAUUCGAUGACGGUCUUUGUUUUUUUUAAUAUUGUAAAUUCUAUACCUUUGUGUUUGGACUGUUGGUUGGACAACUUGAAGAUGUUGCCUUGGAAAUGGUGGGGGGCAUAAACAAAACACUUCAUUUGGAAGAGCUACUAUUGACCUUAUUAAUUGAUUAUGCAAACAAGAGCCGCUGGCAAUAAGAAUGUGCCUUAACUGAUUUUUUAGGAAAAUGCCAACUCCAAAAAGCUUAAGGUGAUUCCAAUAUAUUGACCAACAGUCCAACACUCAGAAUAUUGGUUUACUGUCCCUCAAGUUAAGCAGCAGAUCCUCUAACUGAAAAGUGGGAACUGAAGAUUUUCUGGCAUCAAUGGCUUAAAAAAAACCCAACUUAAAUGACUUGAAUGUUUUGAUAGAUUAUCAAAAUAGUUGCACGUAAGUUAUCUGCUGAUCAUCUAAUCAACUAAUUGUUUCAGCUCUAACAAAAUGGGGCACUGCUCAGUUUAAAGGAAAAUAGUUCUGGAAUCAUUUGUCUCACUCUGAUUAGUUGAUUGACAAAAAAACUCAAACUUCACACUAACAACAAACUCGUAUAAUUGAUUGGUUAAGUCGAUAACCAGGGAAAUGUGCUGUAGAAUUAUAGCUGCCUUUUGUGUCUUAUCUCAGCUUAAACUGAGAUUCUUAUGUUUUAUAGAUUAAAUAUUGAUUUAAAAAAAGUAAUUUUAAAAGUAAGCAUGAAAACCAUCCAGUUGUUUUCUGAAAAGUGGAUUAAUCAUUUCUUCUUUGGAAAAUCAAAAGGCAGGGAAUAGUGAAACGUCACUAUCUAAGUUUAUUUUCCUGCAGUUCGCAAUGUUCAGGUUCCAGUCACAUCAGUAACUUCACAACACUUUACUGACUCAAGCCAAUUCAAAUAUCUUUUUUUUUCAUCAGAUGCUUCUGCCUUAAUUGAUAUUGAAAAUAAGUGUCAGCUGCCAAGAGAAACUCUUUUAGCCCUUUUAUCUGCCUGCAGGGUGUUUCAACUUCAUCCAAAACGCUGGAAAAGUUAGAAAGACAUAUUCAAUAAGUAUUGUACAGUGGGUCUCUUGUGAGUAGGACAUAAUAUAUAUCCUCAGAAUGUAUCAUUUACACCAAAGACUGUUCUAAACUGAUCCCUUCUGCAGGCCUUGUACUUAAUCUUCAGUUGGUGCCUGAUGGGUAGGGGGCCUACGUGUAGAGCAAAAAUUACACAGGGCCACAUUACCCAGCAAAAUAUUCUCUCUAUCUAUUUAUAUGUCUGUCUGUCUGAUGUUUUGCUGUGCCUAUACAUGUAGUGUGUGUCUUACUACAGUGCCUAUUUAUAUAUCAGAUGUAGUUAUACACGAGAGCCAGCUGGUGGCAGUAUGUGCCAGCUGCUGGCGUGUAGUCCGUGGUAGUACAAAAAUGUGAAAUGCAGAUAGACUAUGACCUUUUCACAGUGAAUAUUAUAAUUGCAAGUAAGAAAAAAAAAUUGCUCUCAGAAGAGCAUUUAACAAAAGUGUAUUUUCCCUUUUUGCUCAGCUUUAACGUUGAAAAUGUUGACUUGUGAUAUUCUAUGCACCAAAAUGCCUCAUAUUUAUACCUCAAAGAUUUUCUGCUGCAUAUUAAUGAGGAAGUUUAAGACAUCUGACUACAGAUGGACAUUUGUCAGUGAGUCUAUGAUCUUAUCGGCUUGAUUCAGUGGAUUUUUUUUUAUGAAAUAGGACACCGUUUUAUUAUUGCUGUUUUUUCUAUUUAUUAGUGCUACUUUGCAAAUACACAUGCUGGAAUUGAUGCUGUUUCCAUCCAGGAGAAAUAAAAAUGCUGGGCAAAUACAAACAA